Acanthochromis polyacanthus (spiny chromis) is the source of this 3471-nucleotide messenger RNA. RefSeq names its product sorting nexin 17 (gene snx17). The transcript is spliced from 15 exons. Gene Ontology annotation, molecular function: phosphatidylinositol binding. Gene Ontology annotation, biological process: signal transduction; intracellular protein transport. NCBI's taxonomy places the organism in Eukaryota, Metazoa, Chordata, Actinopteri, Pomacentridae. Bases 510 to 1685 code for a protein of 391 amino acids. The record is from RefSeq and is a predicted model, not a curated record. Gene Ontology annotation, cellular component: early endosome.
AGCAGGAUUGUUGCAAUGCCUCUUGACGGGCCAGUAGGUACGCUGAACGCAGAAUGCCUUGACGGCAACGGUAUAUCUGCGCUUUUUUCCUGCCACAAAGCCCACAUUUUAUCUGCGUUAACCUCCUGUUGCGGUGUGGAAUUUUCUUCGGCGAACGUAGGGGUCCGGAAAACCACAAACAAGUGCAACUGGCCACUCAUACAUCGAAGCUACGGUUGUACGACGCUUCGUAGCAACAAACCAACCGACCAACCAAACUGCACCUUGAAUCUAGAAACUUCGUCUGCUAAUGAGCCGAAUUAGCUUCUGAGAGUCAGCUUAUAACAGCCUACAACAUCCACGUCAACGGUGUGCUUCACUGUCGGGUACGCUACAGUCAACUUCUUGGCCUCCACGAACAGAUAAAGAAAGAAUAUGGCAGCAAUGUGGUGCCUGCCUUCCCCCCAAAGAAGAUCUUCACACUGACCCCUGCCGAGGUCGAACAGAGACGAGAACAGCUGGAGAAAUACAUGCAGGCUGUCCGUCAGGAUCCUUUGCUUGGAGCCAGCGAGAUGUUCAACAGCUUCUUAAGGAAAGCACAGCAGGAGACCCAGCAGAUUCCCACAGAAGAGGUUGCUCUAGACAUCUGCCUCUCCAACGGUCAGAAGGUUACAGUCAACAUUCUGACCUCGGAUCAGACGGAGGAUGUCCUUGAUGCUGUUGCAACGAAGCUUGACCUCCCAGACGAGCUUGUCGGUUACUUCAGUCUGUACCUGGUCCGUGAAGGCGUCGAUGGAAGUUUAACAUUUGUCCGGAAGCUACAGGAGUUUGAGCUGCCUUACGUUUCCAUUACCAGCUUGCGGAGCUCCGAGUUUCACAUAGUGUUACGGAAAAGCUACUGGGACAUGGCGUAUGACAGUGAUGUCAUGGACAACAGAGUUGGGCUGAAUUUGCUCUACGCCCAGACAGUGUCUGACAUCGAGCGGGGCUGGAUACUCGUCAACAAAGACCAGCACAGGCAGCUGAAAUCCCUGCAGGAGAAAGGCUCCAAGAAAGAAUUCAUUCAUCUAGGUCAGACGCUCAAAUAUUACGGCUACAUCAAGUUCGACCCUUGUAUCACCGACUUCCCCGAGAAGGGCUGCCAGGUCAUCGUCAGCGCCGGCAACAACGAGCUCAACUUCCACGUCAAGCUGCCCAACGAGCAGAUGAAAGAGGGAAGCUUCAAGGUCACGCGCAUGAGGUGUUGGCGAGUCACUUCUUCUCAAGUCCCAAUAGCCAACGGUACAACCAACCCCUGCAGCUCGGCCAAAUGCGAGGUCAAACUGGAGCUGGCCUUUGAGUAUCUGAUGAGCAAAGACCGUCUGCAGUGGGUCACCAUCACCAGUCAACAGGCUAUCAUGAUGAGUAUCUGCCUUCAGUCUAUGGUGGACGAAUUAAUGGUGAAGAAGUCUGGUGGCAGCAUAAAAAAGCUGCUGAGGAAACGACACAACGGCUCCAUCCACCGGCCCGACAGUCAGCAAGCUGUGAAAUCUCCCCCUCUACUGGACUCCCCAGACCCAAACCGUGAACAAAUUGUCAAACUCUCAACCAAGCUGAGCUCGGUGUCUCUCAGAGGGAUCAGCGCCUCCAACUCUGCAAACGACAUCAGCGGCAACGACUUCCAUGGCAACUACGCUUUCGAAGGGAUCGGGGACGACGACCUGUAACCCUUCGCCCACAUUCAUCCCCGUUUCAUUCCAACUGUUGACAACCGGGACGACAAAGAUUCGGAGCCGAGCCGAGCGGUCUGCACAGGCGUCCACUUCUGCAAGAUUGUAGCUUCUUCCUGGAGAAAUCGCUGCCUUAAGCUCUCGUUUAACCUUCGACCGUCGCCGUUUUCUUUUAGACUCUGAAGGCUCGUCUCGAUUUUUAGUUCCAAUCGCCACAUUCAGACUUUGUCCUCCCCUCAUUGUGUUUAUCAAAGUCGUGGAAACUACAUGAAGAAAACCCGAAAGAUCUCUCCGGAUUCUCUCCUCAGUGGCUUGCAUGUUCUUUCCCAAGCAGAGAGCCAAAUAGUUUAGUCAGACCUGGCACUAGUGACGACAUAACGGAACUGGAGACAGUUCUCGACGUGAGCCGGCGAAAUUCCAGCGAAUGUGUUGAAAUUUAUCACAAAACUGUAGACGGUACAGAGCAACUGCUUACGUAUGAUCGACGUUCGGCUUGGCUAGAUACCAAAACGCAAUGUUUUAAUAACGUCCUCCGUGUGCUGCGCUGUUUGUUCGCUAAGUUAGCAAAUGUCCUCGCGGUGUUUUUCAGCUUCGAGCCACUCACAUUGCCUUCAGGAGUAGUCCGAUGCCUUAACCUUUCCUUAGUUCUCGACAUGGGUUGCAUCGCCACUCGACACAACGCGGGUUCGAACUAAACAUUUGCAUCUUCCGGCGUUAACUAGAAUCUUGCAGAACUUGAUUGAUGGUCGAUUUGGCUGAGCCGCUUGCACUCGCUGAACCCAUCAUUUUGCACAGUAUUACAGGUGGAGGUGAAUGUUUGGGGGGCGGCUCUGUAAAUCCAUCUCUGAUUUAUUUUUAACCAAUUUUUUAAGGUUUCUCAUAAAUGCCAAAUUAUAGUUUACUAAAGCAUUUUGCACAAAAUAAACAAAAAAUUAUGACAAUGUCACUUUUUAUAUUAUGUACAUUCAAUUAAGUAUUCUGAACAUUUACUAAUAUCUUUUAUCAGCAUAGCUUGUAAUCGAAUAGAUCAAAUGUAAUCUAAGCCGUACGGAACAAAGUCGAAAUGGAUCAACAUUUAUCAUGUUUACAUAAUGUUUUAGGGGACUUUUUUUUAGUUAAAAUGGAAAGUGUUUACAAAUUGUUUUUUGCAUCUGAUUUUCUUCGUCUUGUUUUUGGGGAGCACUACUCUUGCGGGGCUUCAGCUCGGUGUAAUUCGUACGUACGUUGUGCCAAUCAUCUCAGAGGAUUUAGUCGAACACGGUGCUUUGGUGAAAUGUGAUCACAAUUGCUGGAGUGAGUUUAGUUUGUAGACGGCAGGCAACAAAAUGAACAUAUCCCACUGUUUUAUAGCACAUGGCAUUCCAGUUUUCUUGCUCUUAUUUCAAAAAACAAAAAGCUGCAUCUCAGCACAUUAUGAAGCCUCUAAAUGUAAAUCAGUGCCAACCUAGCAACAGCUUUACUCUCGCUGGUAGCAAACAAAAUGUUCUCUAUCUUGUUCUUUCACUGCUGUGAUUCUUUUAGAGUAGGGAGGAGGAUGUGGACACCACCAGCCUUUUUUAUUUUAUUUUCUCUUGUUCCUGUCAAAACCAAGUACACAAAGCUACAAGGUCCUGGAUGUUAAGUGUGUAGGUGCCAAAUUCCACUUUUAAAGUAAUUGUCAAAUUUCAUGAGCGUUGUACUGACUCUGUUAGUUCCACUAACGUCCUCGUUGAUUUUAGUGGUUCAGAUCAGUGACAGCUGUCUGCUCUGUUUGUCAUGAUGCUAAAAUAAACUCUGAAAUUCA